This is a messenger RNA of Oryzias latipes (Japanese medaka), 503 nucleotides long. It is a transcript of the gene polr2l, whose product is annotated as RNA polymerase II, I and III subunit L. Lineage: Eukaryota; Metazoa; Chordata; Actinopteri; Beloniformes; Adrianichthyidae. Gene Ontology annotation, cellular component: RNA polymerase II, core complex; RNA polymerase III complex; RNA polymerase I complex. The record is from RefSeq and is a predicted model, not a curated record. Gene Ontology annotation, molecular function: zinc ion binding; DNA binding. Gene Ontology annotation, biological process: tRNA transcription by RNA polymerase III; transcription by RNA polymerase I; transcription by RNA polymerase II.
CCGGAAGCUCUGUAUUACACCGGAAAUGGUUAUUUGAGCUGUGAUGUUUAUAUCGUCAACGGUUAAACUUUGUCUCUACUAUUAUUACAAAUAACGCUGUUUAAGUGUUGGACAAACUUGACCAAUAAAGUUUGGCUCCUUCUUCAAGCAUCCAGAAAUGAUUAUCCCGGUGAGGUGUUUCACUUGUGGGAAGAUCGUGGGGAACAAAUGGGAAGCCUACCUUGGUCUUCUUCAGGCCGAAUACACUGAAGGUGAUGCUCUUGAUGCCCUGGGCCUGAAGAGGUACUGCUGUCGGAGGAUGCUGCUUUCCCAUGUGGAUCUUAUUGAGAAAUUGUUAAAUUAUGCACCGCUGGAAAAAUUUUAGCUGGAAGAACAUGCUUUGAACAUGGCCUGUGCAUAUAUUCAGUGUUUAAGAAAUGUCAACAAUAAUGACUUGGUGUAUUGUGCACAUAUGUGGCAAUGAAAAUUUUAUUUAAAUAAAGUUUUUUCUUUAAAGUAUUCGA